AGACAACCUCCAUCUCCUCCCAACUUGCACAUCAUCACAACAGCCAAAGCGACAAUAGGCGUACGGUCCCAAGACCAUCAAGACCAUUUCACAAUUAAAUCGAUUUCUUUCACAAGGCAAUGACCGCUUGCUGAUGGAUGGCAACGGCGUCUGGCAAUGAGCGGGACCGCCAUGUCUCUUGGAUCUCCGACCUUUCUGACACCCUAUCAUCAGUCGCAUAGAGGCUCACCUCGUGACAAGUCUCCAAAGUCGAGUCCUCAGGAAGGGCCCGAGACUCCGGCAGAUGAUGUUCAGCAGAAAGCCAGUCCUGUGUCGGCUGGAUCCCGCCCUGCCCGACCAGGACAAAGCAGGAAGCGACUGGUUUUUUCAGAUCCCGUCGCAUUCCGUUACUUGGAAGAGGACCCUGCGACCGACGCUAUCGAGCGGUGGCGACGACUUGAGGGAUACCAACUGUACAUAGUAGAGCAAUGGGCUUGCUCAAGGUCUCAUCCUACGUUUGUCAUCUGCACUUAUACUGGCGACCCAUCCCACUCUAUUCUGGUCAACGUCCUGGCAGUUCCGAGCGAUGAAAGCAAUUGGUCUCAAAGGUUGCGGGUGUACUUCUCGGCUGUCUCUCAAUUUCAUGCCAAGGAAAAAGACACACCCUUGGGUACUCUUAUGGUCACCAACCUGAGCGGGUUUCCGUCCGCCUUGACGGUGAUCCCUAUUCCAGAUGGUGAUGUCAGGAAACACAGGGAGGACUUCAUCGUAAAUGAGAACCUGAAACGAAUGGGCUGUUCUGGAAGAGCUGCUAUCAACCUUCAGCCUCCCCAGUCGAGCACAGUCGCAAAGUUCCACCACCUGUACCGGACGAGCGAAGCCGUGCCACUGUAUCAGUCUGUCAUGGAGUUGGUACGCGUAUGUCAGACUGCGUUGGUCAUGUAUGACAAGCUCCAGCCAUUGUAUGCUGACGGAUUGCUCUGCGACAUUACAGAGCAGGCUGUCACUGAUUGGUGGACGGACAUUGGUACUUACUUCUACAACAUAGAACCGAAUGAUGGCAUUCUUGGUCCGACCACUGUCGCAGCUCUCCUCGGCCUUCUUCUUGGAGCCUACAACCGUCUCAAAGCCUUUGGCGCAACUGUGGGCAAAGACGUCUUGGACAUUUAUUCGAUGAAAAGGGCCAUUGGCCACUUCCAGAAAGGCCAGAAGAUGGAGAAGACACGCCGCCUGGACCGUGAGACUAUUGACCGUCUUCAUCGGGCUACAGCUAAAAAUGCCGCGGGCGAGGGUUGGACUGUUCCUAAAUCGGUCAAAUCUACUGUUGCAGAACUCAGCGGCAAGGGUGGCGAGAUGGUCAUGGGAAUUGUCGGAGCACGCGACAAAGCUGGUAUCUCUGAAGCCGAAACGCUUGACAUCGAACGGUUCGCUCAGCUUGUAGCUGGCCCACGGUUGAAGUGGUUAUGGCAGGGCAAGCCCGUAAAGUCUGGGGACAUGUUUGCAGCACCAGCUGAUCAGGCCAACGACAGAGUCUUCAGGACCGACGACCAAGGCAACUUCCUGUGGACCACUGGCAAACCCGACUUGGCCUCUGACGGAGGCCUUCUUGAGCGUACUGAUACUAUGAUGACGAACCAGACUCAAGAGAGCAGAUCAAAUCGCAGCAGAAUCCGGGACGCCGUAGGAGGAUUGAAAACGCACAGCUCACGCUACUCGAGGGACCUCGAUGAAGUUCAAGAAUGGCCUGAAAGUCCGUUUCCCAAGUCAUCUAAAGCCCAGACUCUCCGCGACUAUAAUUUGCGGCCCACAACUAGACGCACUGGUCCUCCAGCACUCAAUAUGGCCUUGCGAGAGGCGGAGACAACCUCACCUAAGAAAACACGAGGGCAGCCUCCGCGGAGGAUAGAAACGACAUCAGAGAAUAAGGUCCCUUCUCACCGUGAGGCUUUGAGACCAGCUUUACCAGGAGACUCUCCAAGAAGCAGGAAAAUCAACGCCGAACUGGCUGAGCUGCGCAACGAGUUCAAAGCAGACAUCUACAGGAACUUCUCCACCGAGUCACCUUACCAAGGACUACACAGCCGGGUCUUACGUCGAUCAGCUAGUGCGGUUCAUCUGACCGGCAGAUUGGAGAUCGAUAGUCCCCGGCAGCAACGCCUCAAUCGGCGACUAUCCUUCAGCCUUGUGGAGGUCCCCGUACUCAAAACCUGGGAGAGUGUUGCUGAGGAAGGGAUUGUGAGGGGUCGAAUCGAAGGCGAUCUCACCAAUGCACUUGCCGAACGUGACGCUUUGGUCGCUGUUGCACAAAAGAAAGCAAGACGGAUACACGCUGUUCAACAGGCUCUUGUUCCAUUCACCGAAACCAGAGUUGGUCAUGUCGAGAACCUAGACCAUGCCGCGCAUGAAAACUUGGAGCAUCUCAACGAAUUGUACUAUCAUCGGCUGGACGAGUACCAGACGUACCAAGCGACAUCGUCCGACCUUGUCUCGCAUGAGAAGAGCGCACUCACUGAGAGUCUCCGCCGGACUGAGAUGUUAGCUGCCAAGAUGGAUUAUGAGAUGGAAUCUUUGCAAUCCAGGUUGCAAGAGGUCGAGGACGGAGUUGGCGAUUUCGAGAAAAACGUGGUUGCAAUCGAGGCCAGAGUGAAGGAACUUAUUGGAGGCGAGAAGAAAGAUUCGGUCCCCUGGAUUCAGAGACUCUUUAAUUUCAUGGGCUCACACAAGGCAGUACAGUCUAAUUGAGGUGUGCCGAGCCUGUUCCCAGAACAAGUGGCACCGAUUGACAGAGAGCACGUCGACCAUACAAGUUCGAUGUCCCGUCAGGUUCACGACAGCCAGGACCACGAUAGAGCUGUCGCCUUCACUCCGUCAAGG
Messenger RNA from Exophiala viscosa, 2853 nucleotides. RefSeq lists its product as uncharacterized. Bases 157 to 2721 code for a protein of 854 amino acids. The record is from RefSeq and is a predicted model, not a curated record. Gene Ontology annotation, cellular component: Sin3-type complex. Lineage: Eukaryota; Fungi; Ascomycota; Eurotiomycetes; Chaetothyriales; Herpotrichiellaceae. The transcript has a single exon.